AUGGCGCGAUCCGAAUGUUCGGACCUCGGGGAUGGCCUGCUGAGGGGCAAGGUAACGCGAGAGAUCCUCCAGAAGGCCUUCGGGCCGGCGCUCCUGGCUCUCCUCGAGGAGUUCGCCAAGCAGGAGCAAUCGCGCCACUCGUCGUCGUCCAAGAGGAGAGGCGGGGGCGAGGAGAAGAGGGACGAAGGAAGCCCGGAAGACGCGCGGGGGAUCACCCUGGAUGAUCUCGCCGGCACCGACACUGAAGGCGGAAAGCUUCAGGUGGUGGUUUCCGGGCCGAACGGGUUCGUGUUCUACGUGGAGUCUAUCCUGGCAGAGAUGGGAGUCCCUUCCGAAGCAAUCGUCUUCCUCGACUGACGAGUGACCUUAAACCGGCCGGGUUGCUGGUUGCUGUUGUGGUGGUCGAGUUUGUUUUUUUUUUGUAUCCUAAUAUGAUUUGAAUGCGACGCUGUCUCGCACUGAGGUUGUUGUAGGUGUGAGUGUUUUUGUUGUUGUUAUUGUUCACUUUGUUAUAUGUUUGGGAAGGACCCGAUACCACAGCAGUGCUGGUUUGGUGUCAUUUUUCGUUCCAAGUGUUUUUUUGGCGCCCGCAAUUAAGAAACGCUUGUUUCAGGGCCAGGCUCGAAUUUCUGUUGUGGGAACUCAGCGUAUGUCGUUCGAUUUCUGAUGUCAAGUUUCUUAUUUUUCCUGCGGCCAAAUCCUGCUGAAUUUCUUAAAUCGGCUUUUUUUUUUUCUCUGCUCACGAGGACUGGCGGAGAGCACCAUCAAAACCGUACAGUAGACAGCAUAUCGUAGUUCGCAGCCUGUCUGGUGUGCUGCGCCAGAGCCGGAGCGCCAGAGAGUGCCAGAGCCGGCAAGGGGCCGGAGGGUGUGCCCCAAAACAACACACUCGUCGUAUAACCAAUAAUGCACUUGGGAGGGGGGGGGUAGUGGGAGAGGGGGGAAAGAGCGAGAGAUGGGAGGAGCUGUGAGGUUUUUCUUAUUCGACACACUCUCCCGCAACCCCUCGUUUCUUACGUAAUAGGGCGGCAGCGGUCGCCGCUGUUUCUUGUUGAGACAUUUCUUGUUGUGUGACCCAGACUGGGAUAUGUUUUCUUAACCCUAUUUUCUUAUUUUAUGUGGAAAAAAGUAAGCCUCUAAUUCUUCAAAAAAAAAACUUAAAAAAAAAUCUCGUUUCUUCAUGCGUGCAUUUGUCGGGCACCAAUAGCUCUGUAUAAGGAAAACGUGGUGCGAUAACAUUUUCCCCUUCGGGGGCCCUUUUGCAUCUGUCCUUGGGUUAGCCAUGGGUACGCAGAAGGGGGACAAAUAGAGAUUUGACGCACGUGUAAGCGAGGAGGGAGGGGGCGCGGAUCGCCCAUGAUCGCCGCAAGUUUGCUCUCGUUCGAAUGGGGUGCACGCUAGGGAACCAUGACCAUUUCGUUUCCGGAGGUGUGCUAGGAAAACCGCCACUUCAUGAGAAGAAGGAGGCUGUUUGUAGAUUUCACGGUUUGCACGACAUGGGAGCUGCCUGCCCAUCCGGCUCAGGCACAUGUACUCCCGUUGCAUGUAUCUAUACACGGGCGGUCGGAGGGACCGGUCCGUUCAUGUGUUAAGUCUUUGAGCGAGCUACGGGAGGGACAUGGCUAAGCACCCUCCCCAGCCCCCAUCGACCUAAAGUUUGAAACAUUCGACAUGCUUUUAUUUUUGUUGGUGGUUCUUCAUGGGGACAAGAAGGCUUGAUGAGCGAGGGGGGGGUGUGCUCGUCAUUCUGACCGACGUCUUGAGACCACGGACCAUCGCAUCUCUCUCUCUGUCUCUCUCUCUGCAAAGCCGUGUUAAAAUGUGUGCUCAGCAGGGAGAACGUUGCUUGUGGGUGCAUGACUAAAUGCGGAGAGCGACGCUACAUACGGCCCGAUUUUGUUUUUUUUAUUGGAUGUCGGCUCCAGAACAACGCGUCUCGGUGUGGUACGCACACGCACUAUUUGUCAGUUGGGCUGUCUACUUUCGAAUUCGCCUGUAGUUAAUGAAUAUUGGUGCGUUUUCUUUCAUCUUGUAUCGACAACGCCAACCGUCUUGACCAAAGAAUAGUCGCCAGUCUAUUUUUUAGCGGGAUGAAAAAUUUGUGUGCGUCGUAGUUGUGUUGACGGUAUUUCCGCCAUGCCCGUGGCUUCAGUUUUUGGAUUGGGUCGAGUGGGGGCUAAAGCUCUUGAUUCUCCAUAGGAUUUCAGGCGGCCAUGAGCAUAUCGUGUGUUCGAAGAAAACCGUACGAGCAGCGGGUGUCGAAUUUGAAAAGCGGAGUUUGUCGAAUACGAGUAGUAGGUGCUUCCACCUUCUACCGAACAUUGCGGUGGUGGUGGUUAGCUGGUUGGCCGCGCUUGUAUGCCUAGGUUGUUCUGUUUUUUUUUUUUUGUCGGUGUGUCUGGAUCCCCACGCCGUUUUUUUUCUUUGUUUCGGAAAAAUGCGCUGCGAUCGAUGCGUCGCACAUUGUUUCCCUCCUUCGCGUGUGACGGAAACUAUACGGAAUAUACACCCGCAGGACGCCUAAACUGUAAACAGACGGACCUCGCCUGCCGUAGGGCAAGAGGUAGUAAAUCCUGCCACGUGUGUUUGUUUGGUUUCCCCAGAAAACACAAAAACCAUCAUCUGUGAGAUGAUCUGGAUCGGCUAUUAUAGUUAAUCUCUCUCUGAUGCUAUGUGCGUUUUCUGAACGAUAUCGACCGCCCUGGACUAUUGACGGAAGUCUCUCGGCGGGCUGGGACUACUACGAACGUGGCAGAAGUUGGUUGGGGAAGUGGAGUUUCUCACAGUUUUGCGCUACUGGUUUGUGCUUGCUGUCCUCGAGCGGGUCGGACAUUUAAUC
Messenger RNA from Ectocarpus sp. CCAP 1310/34, 2839 nucleotides. NCBI's taxonomy places the organism in Eukaryota, Phaeophyceae, Ectocarpales, Ectocarpaceae. The record is from the annotation of a GenBank genome assembly.